This is a messenger RNA of Microthlaspi erraticum, 534 nucleotides long. Lineage: Eukaryota; Viridiplantae; Streptophyta; Magnoliopsida; Brassicales; Brassicaceae. The record is from the annotation of a GenBank genome assembly.
AUGAAGCUUAAAGAGUUCAAUGCUAAGGUGAAAUCACUUCCAUUCUAUGUCACUUUUGAAGAAGCUUGGGAUAAACAUGGUCUAGUGGAGUUCUUUUUCACAACUAGUGAAAACAAAGAAGAGAUACACCAACUUUUCAGAAGGCACGAUUUCCCCAUUGCCCCUCAUGCAGUCAAUCAACCACCAUCACCACCAUCAUCACCACCACCCAGUGCUAAAGUUCAGCCUACCUUCAAGACCCUCUACAAGAUUGAAGACCCAGGUCAAUUCUCUAUUCCCUGUCAAGUAAAUGGUCAUUACUUUGAUAGAACACUAUGCGAUUCUGGCUCUUGCAUAAACCUCAUGCCAACCCAAACCGCCAAACUCCUUGGCAUCACACGCUUGCAACCUGCUCAAAUUAGUAUUGGACUUGCUAACCAUACUAUAGCCAAGCCAAGAGGAGUUGUUGUUGAUGUUCUUCUAGAGAUUGGAGAUAUCAAGAUCCCGGUGGACUUUCAUGUCAUGAACAUCAAGGAGGAUGUGACACACCAUUGA